AUGUCAGAUCUGGAAGACUUCAGCAAAACAGCAGGGCACUGGAACACAUCGGACAGCUACCAGCUGAAUCCCACCAGUGUGAUCGUGCCCGUGGUGUUCUCGCUCAUAUUCCUGCUGGGGACCAUUGGGAACAGUCUGGUCCUGGCCGUCCUCCUCCGCAGCGGCCAGGUGGGAUACAACACCACCAACCUGUUCAUCCUCAACCUCAGCGUGGCCGACUUCUUCUUCAUCAUCUUCUGCGUGCCUUUCCAAGCCACCAUCUACUCCCUGGAGGGCUGGGUGUUCGGCUCCUUCAUGUGCAAGGUGGUCCACUUCUUCAUCAACCUCACCAUGUACGCCAGCAGCUUCACGCUUGCCGCCGUCUCGGUCGACAGGUAUCUGGCCAUUCGCUACCCUCUUCGCUCUAGAGAGUUGAGAACGCCCUGUAAUGCCGUGGUUGCCAUGGUAGUCAUCUGGGGACUAUCAUUGAUCUUCGCAGGACCGUAUUUGAGCUACUACGACCUCAUAGAUUACGCCAACAGUAACGUUUGUGUUCCAGGUUGGGAGGAGUACAACCGCAAGGUGCUGGACACGUGCACCUUUGUGUUUGGUUAUGUGAUCCCUGUGCUCAUCGUGAGCCUGUCCUACACCAGAACCAUCAAGUACCUGUGGACUGCUGUGGACCCUCUGGACGGGAUGUCAGAGUCCAAGAGGGCUAAGCGCAAAGUCACCAAAAUGAUCAUCAUCGUCACAGUGCUCUUCUGCAUAUGCUGGCUGCCCUAUCAUGUGGUGAUCCUAUGCUAUCUGUACGGAGACUUUCCCUUCAACCAGACCACAUACGCAUUCAGGAUCCUCUCUCACUGCAUGGCCUAUGCCAACUCCUGCCUCAACCCCAUUGUGUACGCCUUGGUGUCCAAGCACUUUCGCAAAGGCUUCAAGAAGGUGUUCAGCUGCAUUCUCAGUAAGAACGGCAGGAACAAAGUGCAUGGGGUACAUGUAGCCAACACAGUGCCUGGGUUCCAGGCGGGGUCCACAGAGGUGUCACAAAUGAAUGAGGACAAUGUACGACAAAAUGACUGUGAGAUGAGCAGCCGGCCCAUUGCCGAGCCGAGGGAAGCAACUAUAAGCUUGAACAUACUCUUCCAGCAGGUCAAUACUCCAUCUAAUUGUCUUUUUAAUUGA
Molecule: messenger RNA, 1161 nt
Organism: Salvelinus namaycush (lake trout)
Lineage: Eukaryota; Metazoa; Chordata; Actinopteri; Salmoniformes; Salmonidae
Product: galanin receptor 2b-like
Exons: 3
Coding region: 1-1161 (386 amino acids)
Biological process (GO): G protein-coupled receptor signaling pathway
Cellular component (GO): membrane
Molecular function (GO): G protein-coupled receptor activity
Source: RefSeq, a predicted model, not a curated record